This is a messenger RNA of Trifolium pratense (red clover), 1680 nucleotides long. Its product is annotated as probable indole-3-pyruvate monooxygenase YUCCA4. Gene Ontology annotation, cellular component: endoplasmic reticulum membrane. The record is from RefSeq and is a predicted model, not a curated record. The transcript has 4 exons. Gene Ontology annotation, biological process: auxin biosynthetic process. Lineage: Eukaryota; Viridiplantae; Streptophyta; Magnoliopsida; Fabales; Fabaceae. Gene Ontology annotation, molecular function: NADP binding; N,N-dimethylaniline monooxygenase activity; flavin adenine dinucleotide binding. The coding region runs from base 223 to 1440 and encodes 405 amino acids.
UCAUAUCCUUUCCUUAACCUUCACGCCUCAUUUAAAAAGGUUCAACCUUUUAACCAAUCUCUGAGUUUUCCUUUGACCCUUUUCUUACUUCACCUUUAAACUCCUUCCUAACUCUUUAAAUUCUCACUUUUUCAUUCACUUCAUUCACAAAACACAAAAAAGUGAAAAAAAAAAACACUACACUACACUAAACUAAACUCAAGUUACUACUAGUAUUUUUUCAUGGAUCCUUUCAAAGAAAAAGCAAAGUGUGUAUGGAUUCAUGGACCUAUCAUUGUAGGAGCUGGUCCUUCUGGUAUAGCAGUAGCAGCUUGUUUAUCAGAACAAGGUGUUCCAUCUCUCAUUCUUGAGAGAAGUGAUUGCAUAGCUUCACUAUGGCAAAACAAAACCUAUGACCGUUUAAAACUUCAUUUACCAAAACAAUUUUGUGAACUACCUUUGAUGAAUUUUCCUCAAACUUUUCCUAAAUAUCCUACAAAACAUCAAUUCAUUUCCUACAUGGAAUCUUAUGCUGAUCAUUUUGAUAUUCAUCCUAAGUUUAAUCAAACUGUUCUUAGUGCUGAGUUUGAUUCAAGUUCUGAAAUUUGGAUUGUUAAAACACAUGAUGGUUUUCAGUAUUUUUCACCUUGGCUUGUUGUUGCUACUGGUGAAAAUGCUGAACCUGUUAUUCCUAUAAUUCAUGGUAUGGAACAUUUUCAUGGUCCUGUUGUUCAUACUAGUGAUUAUAAAUCUGGUUCUGAGUACAAAAACAAAAAGGUUUUAGUCAUUGGUUGUGGUAAUUCUGGUAUGGAAGUUAGCUUAGAUCUUUGUAGACACAAUGCUAUCCCUCACUUGGUUGCUAGAAACACAGUACAUAUUCUUCCAAGAGAUAUGUUUGGUUUCUCAACAUAUGGAAUAGCUAUGUCAUUAUACAAAUGGCUUCCAUUAAAAUUAGUAGACAAGUUUCUCUUAUUAGUGGCAAGCUUCCUUUUGGGAAACACAAACCACUAUGGUAUCAAAAGGCCUAAAACUGGUCCUAUAGAGCUUAAACUUGCCACAGGGAAAACUCCUGUUCUUGAUGUUGGUCAAAUUUCACAAAUUAAAUCUGGUAACAUUAAGGUGAUGGAAGGAGUGAAGGAAAUAACAAGAAAUGGUGCAAAAUUUUUGGAUGGACAAGAAAAGGGAUUUGAUGCAAUAAUCUUAGCAACAGGAUACAAGAGCAAUGUGCCUAGUUGGCUUAAGGGGAAUGAUUUUUUCACUAAAGAUGGAAUGCCAAAAACACCCUUUCCUCAUGGUUGGAAAGGUGAGCAAGGAUUGUAUACGGUGGGGUUCACAAGAAGAGGUCUACAUGGAACAUACUUUGAUGCCAUCAAAAUUUCUGAAGACAUUACUAAGCAAUGGAAAACACUUAAGAAUAAGAGUUGUAGUGAUUCACAUAUCAUACUACUUAACAAAUCAUGAUCAUAUAGACCUUAUUAAAACAUUAAUAAUAAGGUUUAAUUAUCAAGUUUUUUAUUUGUUAAGGAGAAGAUAAAUGGAUUGAAGAAUACAAAGUUGGGGGGUAAUUUGGAAAUUGUACUAGCUAGUUUUUUUUUCCUUGUUCUUUUUUAUUUUUUGUUCUUGGUUUUCUGUGUAUGUACAAUUUUGUAUUUAGGAGCAUACGCUUUUUUAACUACUCAAGUGUUAGCUUUUUGUACAAAA